CAUAGAUAUGUCUUACCUGUGAUGAUGUUUAUAGAUCAUGUUCAUGUUUCAAUGAAUGUGACAGUGAAUAUUCCGGUGUUUUUAUGAAAAAUAUAGCAUAUUUUGUAAAAUAAUUAAGUUUUGUAGUGUAGGUAAUUGCAUUAUUUAUAUUAAUGUAGUACUGGCACCAUGAAUUAAAUUAUUAAUCUGUUUUACACUCGCAUUACUACUUGCAAUUGCUACCAUCAAUACCAACACGGUACUUAUAUUCAUUGCUUUAUCAAAGAAAAUGUCAACUGCUGGCUCAAGUGGUUCUGGAAGAGGUAGAGGUGGCUCUCAUGUAGGAGAGCAAUCAAAAGAAACUAAGGACUCCAAACCAAAUCCAAAAAUGUCUAAAGCAUUGGGAACAUCGGCAAAACGUAUACAGAAGGAGUUGGCUGAAAUUACUCUUGAUCCUCCCCCAAAUUGCAGUGCUGGUCCUAAAGGAGAAAACUUUUAUGAAUGGGUUUCUACCAUUUUAGGACCACCUGGUUCAGUUUAUGAGGGGGGUGUUUUUUUCCUUGAUAUACACUUUUCACCAGAAUAUCCCUUUAAACCACCCAAAGUCACAUUUCGUACAAGGAUUUAUCAUUGCAAUAUUAACAGUCAAGGAGUUAUUUGUUUGGAUAUUUUAAAAGACAAUUGGAGCCCAGCUUUGACUAUUUCAAAAGUACUUUUAUCCAUUUGUUCUUUAUUAACGGACUGUAAUCCUGCCGAUCCAUUAGUGGGCAGCAUUGCUACUCAGUAUCUUCAAAAUAGAGAAGAACACGAUCGUAUCGCAAGACUUUGGACUAAGCGUUAUGCAACGUGAUUUAUUUAACAAUUCUGCGUGUCUUGUCACACUAAAAGUUUUUAUGCUUAAGUUUUGUCAUCAGUAAUACUUCCUUCUAAGUAAAGUGUUUGGUUUGAAGUAAUAACAAAAGAAUUUUUAAUAAAUUUUAUUUCAGAAUGAAUGUAGUUUUAAGUAUUGUGUACUUUUACAUGUAAGCUGAACUCCGUAAAAAAUAUAUGUACGAAUUACA
Agrilus planipennis (emerald ash borer) is the source of this 1040-nucleotide messenger RNA. RefSeq names its product ubiquitin-conjugating enzyme E2-24 kDa (gene Ubc2). Gene Ontology annotation, biological process: protein polyubiquitination. Gene Ontology annotation, cellular component: nucleus. Bases 269 to 829 code for a protein of 186 amino acids. The transcript has 3 exons. The record is from RefSeq and is a predicted model, not a curated record. NCBI's taxonomy places the organism in Eukaryota, Metazoa, Arthropoda, Insecta, Coleoptera, Buprestidae. Gene Ontology annotation, molecular function: ubiquitin conjugating enzyme activity.